AUAUAGGCAGCUGUAUUGUAGCUUAAUUCAACAGACUCAAAAUUUAGUCAAGUUGAAAUAUCCCCUCUAUUUUGGGACCACUCUUUUCUAUAUCUAUUGCACGAAACUGAACAUCUCAAGGGGACCAUGGUUAUGUUGAAGAUCUCCGCUUUCCUUGUUGCCUACGCUCUGAUUAUUUGCCAGAUGUACAGCUCUAAUGCAGCUCCUGCCAGGCCUGAACUGGAAUCAUCACCAGAUCGUACUACACUUACUGACUAUGAAGCGAGAAGAUUGCUGCACGCAGUCGUCAAAGAAUACAUGCAGAUGACUGCGGAGGACAUGGAGCAACAAGCUGCUGAGGAAAACAGCUUGGGUAGACCGGUGUCCAAGCGCUGCUCCAGCCUCAGCACUUGCGUGCUGGGGAAACUGUCCCAGGAGCUGCACAAACUGCAGACAUAUCCACGCACCAAUGUAGGAGCGGGUACGCCGGGCAAGAAGCGCAGCCUGGAAGAGAGUGAUGUGUUGGCUGGAUACGGAGAGGCGCUCAAUCCUGUCUAAUCGGCAGCGGCUGUAAACCCAUGCUAGGCCCUGAUAUGCGAGUGCAUGUGGAAGUUUGCUUGCCUGAUUGACUUGAAAGAACAUUUUUUUCUACUUUCUUUGGCAGAGUAGCUAUUAUCAGACAGACUCUGUUCCACUAAUUUUAUAUAGUCACUGGAUCUAUUUGGGUUAUAUAACUGAUUCAUGGAUUUGGGGGGCUCUCAUUGGUAGAUAGGGCAUAACCAUGAGCUUUUUUUUAACCCACAGCAAAAUUCCUGUCGUGUGUGAUUUGACUUUGUUCUUGAUCUAAUAAAGAUAUUUUUAGAAGGAUAUCUUUCUUGCUUGUUGUUUAAAGCUCAGAAAUGAGCAACCAUUUUAGCUUGAUAAAAAUAACACAUAAUCAGGCAUAAGUACCCGUUUUAGGUAAGAUAUAUUACUGCUUUGUCAAAUAUAUUUAAAACAUACAUUUUCCACAUUUCAAAUUCUUAAUAUGUUGCCUUCAUUUCUUCAAUGAAUAUUUCAAUUCCCAAUAUUUUUCCCUCUUUAGUGUUACGACACAGAAGAGAGCUUGUAACACGGCCACAUGUGUGACCCAUCGCCUGGCAGACUUCCUGAGUCGCUCAGGGGGAAUUGGAAGCAGCAAAUUUGUCCCCACAAACGUGGGCUCCCAGGCGUUUGGCAGACGAAGGAGGCUCAGUCAGGAGUAAUCAACAGAAAGGGUCUUACUGGAAUGGUCAGCAGUCUACACGUGCACAGUUCUUCUUUGGUUGCUGUCAAUAAAAGAGAAAGCAUCAUGUCCACAUUAUGACUCCUGGGAAUGGAAACUUCUCAUUUUCAUCUGAAUGGACUCCAGUUGAUAGCACUGAUCGUUUCCAUCCAGCCAGACAUUAUAACUGCUUUUUAUUUUUUAUUUUUUGUCUCUUCCAUGAAGCAACAUAAAUAAA
Messenger RNA from Carassius auratus (goldfish), 1460 nucleotides. Its product is annotated as calcitonin gene-related peptide. The coding region runs from base 127 to 537 and encodes 136 amino acids. The transcript has 5 exons. The record is from RefSeq and is a predicted model, not a curated record. Gene Ontology annotation, molecular function: hormone activity; calcitonin receptor binding. Gene Ontology annotation, biological process: adenylate cyclase-activating G protein-coupled receptor signaling pathway; regulation of cytosolic calcium ion concentration. Gene Ontology annotation, cellular component: extracellular region. NCBI's taxonomy places the organism in Eukaryota, Metazoa, Chordata, Actinopteri, Cypriniformes, Cyprinidae.